AGAAGUUUGCUUUCAUGCAGUAACUGAAGAAUGGUCAUAAUAAGUCAUUUGUUUAAAACACCUUUUCAUUUGUUAUUCCCCUCUUUAGAUCAUAUUUCUUUGCAGUCCAUUGCCUGUUCCGUAGAGGAUCCUCUAGAGGAACCUCUGUCCAGUGAUCUUGAAGACCUUGCUCCUGUAGAUCAGCAGGUUCAAAGCCCUCCAGCUCCAGUCCACCACAGUCCAGUCAGUCCAGCCUCAGCUCACAACAACAGAGUGGACUUGACAACUGAGGAUGACAUUCUGAGCCGGUAUGAAAUCGGCAAAAUGCUUGGUGAGGGAGGAUUCGGCUGCGUCUAUGAAGGGAAACGCUUAGAGGAUGGCCUUGAGGUGGCAGUGAAAAUAGCCAGCAAGCCAAGGAACAUGAAAUACAUCUACGUCCCAAGUCAUCCUGCACCCCUUCCGUUAGAGAUCGGCCUUUUGCUCCUUGUUAACAAAGAGCCCAGAGUUCCAGAGAUCAUUCAGCUGCUGGACUGGCAGGACCAGCCUGAACGUUACAUCAUGGUCAUGGAACGGCCGUCGCCCUGCAAAGAUCUAUGGGAUUAUGUGAUGCUUCAGGGCGGCUUCCUAAGCGAGGACAUAGCACGGUUUAUCAUGGCGCAGGCAACAAAGGCCGCUCACACGUGCUGUCAGCGAGGAGUAUUUCACAGGGACAUCAAGCUGGAGAACCUGCUGAUCAACCCAGAAACACUUGAGGUCAAACUGAUUGACUUCGGCUGUGGGGAUCUCCUGCAAGACUCCGGCUAUGAACGAUUUUGUGGAACACCAGAGUACUGCCCUCCUGAGUACUAUAUGGACCACAAGUAUCAUGGGAAACCAACAACUGUAUGGUCUCUGGGAGUGCUCUUGUUCAUGCUGGUGUGUGGACGCUACCCAGAGCCCAGAGAUGUAGAGCUGAUUGACUACGGCGUCUGGUUUGAGCCUGACUUGUCGAAUGAAUGCAGGCACCUGAUUCGCUCCCUGCUGAAUGAAAGCCCAAGCCAGCGGAUUGGUUUUGGGGAAAUCCUUCUACAUGAUUGGUUUAAGAUCACCAAACCAACAAGGAGGAAAUUGUAAAUAGUGGUAAACAGAGUAACGAGAGGUUCCUGUGAAAGCCGCUCCUACC
Messenger RNA from Cyprinus carpio (common carp), 1141 nucleotides. RefSeq lists its product as uncharacterized. The record is from RefSeq and is a predicted model, not a curated record. NCBI's taxonomy places the organism in Eukaryota, Metazoa, Chordata, Actinopteri, Cypriniformes, Cyprinidae. Gene Ontology annotation, cellular component: cytoplasm. Gene Ontology annotation, biological process: protein autophosphorylation; negative regulation of apoptotic process; regulation of mitotic cell cycle. Gene Ontology annotation, molecular function: protein serine/threonine kinase activity; ATP binding.